This is a messenger RNA of Closterium sp. NIES-67, 7782 nucleotides long. Lineage: Eukaryota; Viridiplantae; Streptophyta; Zygnematophyceae; Desmidiales; Closteriaceae. The record is from the annotation of a GenBank genome assembly.
CACACUUCCCCCAGCAUGACCAUCUGCUCAUGAAGCUAGCGUGAUACGUCGUCCACUUCCGUCGUAACACAUUCUGGAUAGUAUCUUAUCAUGGCCGCCUAGGUAAAGCGGAACGCCAUGCCGUUCAAAGCAGCGUCGACGGAUGGCCCCGUUUGCUGCCUGUGCGGGGGCAACAGGCACGGCGAGCCGCCUCCCGACGUAGUCCGGCGAAUCACGUACCACGACAGGUCGUCGCGCCCCAGGGAGGCUUCCAGCGCAGCGGGAGCAUUCCGGCUUGCAAUCUCUGGAAAGGCGCGGAACGGCGGAGAUCGCAGACGAGCGGAGGGGCGGAGCGAGCAGGAGGAUGGCGGAGGAAGCGGAAAGGGAGCGGCGAGGGGAGCCGGGGCGGAACACGCCGCGGAGGGGGAGUCGCGCGAGAUGCGGUGGCCGCCAAUGCGGCCAGAUCCGCACUUCGCGGACGUGCGCGGGUGGCUGGGGCCGCUGCUGGGGCCGGUGGCGGAGAGAAGCGGCGCUGCUGGCGCGUGGGUGCACCGCGAAUGCGCCGUCUGGAGCCCCGAGGUGUUCUUCUGCGCCGCCAACCAGCUGAAGAACGUGCCUGCAGCCGUGCGGCGGGGGCGGCUGCUCAAGUGCAGCCGGUGCGGACGCAGUGGGGCGAAUAUCGGGUGCAGGGAGGAGCGGUGCCCGCACACGUACCACCUGCCCUGUGCACGCUACGACGACUGUUUCUUCGACCACAAUGAUUUUCUCAUCUCCUGCCCGCUCCACACGCGCUCCCUCAUGCUGCGUCGCCACGGCUCCCACCUGCCCGAAUUCAACGCCUUUUUCGGGCAGCCCGCGGGCAGGCUGUCCGGGCAGAUGGUCGGGCUCUUGGCGGCUGCCCGAGAAGCUGCCCAGAGGGACGAGGAGGAGGAGGCGCGGUGGGAGGAGGAGGGGGGGAGUGAGGAGGACGAUGAGGAUGAGGAGUUUCAGGCCAAGGAGCGCAGGAGGCGAGUCAGGGACCUCGCUAGGGUCCAGCCCGUUCGGCUGGGGGGAGCGGUGACGUGGCGUGCAGGUGCGGGUGCUGCUGCCAGGUCACUGGCCACGGCAGCUGGUGCUGGUUCUGAUCCGGUUGCUGGGAGUGGGAGGGGGUCACGGGUUGAACCAGGGGGAGGGUGGGGAGAGGCUGGAGCAGGAGCAGGAGCAGGAGCAGUAGGGGAAGAAGGAAAUAGCUCUAGGUUGACGAGUGUUUUUCACACUGACCGUGACUAUGCUGAGCGUGAUAAUGUGAAUAGUGAGGCGCGGCCAGAUGCACUGGCUGACAACACGAAUGAUCCAGUGCCAAGGCAUGGCGCCCCCAGUGGCAGCGCUGACGUGGCAGGAUCUGGUUGGGUGAUGGUGCGGUUUGGGGGGCCGGACGCAGGAGGGCUAGGAGGAGAGGAGGCAGGAGCGGGGGAAGCAGACGGCAGUGAUGGGUGUGAUGGGGAGGGGGAGAUGGCAGCAAAGAGAGACAGGGUUGCAGCAGACUCGGAGAUUCCGGAAGGAGAGAGAACAGAGAAACCGGCAGCAACUGCCCGGGGGGAUUCUAGGGUCAGGGCUGCUGCAGACUUGGAGAUAGUUCCUGGAGGCGAAGGCGAACAAUCAGGAGUGACUGCCGGGGGAACAGUUGGGACGCGAGAGCUAGAGCAACAGGAGCAGCAGCAGAAGGAGCAGCAGCAACAGCAGCAGCCGCUGGGUCAGCAGGACGAAUCCUGCAAACGCGACAGAAACCGCCAAGGCGCCACUGUCUACACCAGCAGCACCUGCACCAGCAGAAGCAAAAGCAGCAGCAGCACCAGCAGAAGCAGUAGCAGAAGCAGCAGAAGCAGCAGCAGCAGCAGCAGCAGCAGAAGGAGCACCAGCAGAAGCAGUAGCAGCAGCAGCAGAAGCAGCACCAGCUGCUUCCCUGGCCCCUUCCACCCAGCCCCCCAGCACCCCCCCUCCUGUCCCCCCACCUCCGCCUUCCCUCCCUGGUCCGCCAUAGGCGGGCUCCGCCCCGUCAUCCUCUCCCUCACAGAGCUCGUCCUGCUGCCCCUGCGCUACCCAGCCCUCUUCCCCUCACUCGGGAUCGCACCCCCACGCGGCGUGCUCUUGCACGGGCUGCCGGGCACCGGGAAGACCCUUGUCGUGAGGGCGCUGGCAGGGGCGUGCGCGCGGGGGGAGCGGGAAGUGGCGUUUUUCGCGCGGCACGGGGCGGAUUGCCUGGGGAAGUACGUGGGGGACGCGGAGAAGCAUCUGCGGCUGCUGUUUGAAGUUGCGAAGCAACGACAGCCGUCGAUUAUCUUCUUCGAUGAGCUGGAUGGGCUCGCACCAGCGCGGGGCCCGAACCAGGACCCGACUCACAGCUCGGUGGUGGCCACUCUCCUGGCGUUGCUAGACGGGUUGGAUUCGAGGGGGGCGGUUACCGUGAUUGCAGCCACCAAUAGGAUUGAUGCGAUUGAUCCUGCCCUGCGCCGCCCGGGCAGGUUCGACCGUGAAAUUUUCUUUCCGCUGCCCGGGGUCAAGGACCGGAAGGCUAUUUUGAAAGCGAUAACACGAGGGUGGGGGGCAGGGGUGGCACCUUCUGGGAAAGUUCUUGAGGAGUUGGCGGGGAGGAGUGAGGGUUUUGCAGGGGCAGAUCUCCGAGCAGUCUGCAACGAUGCGCUGAUGGCUGCCCUGAGAAAAAAUUUUCCCAUGGAGACGGCUUUGGCACUCGAUGCGCUGCCCGGGGCUGAAGCGUUCGGUUCUGGGCAGCCCCAAAUGCCCGCAGCGGGAACACCCUCUUGUCCACGUGGCACAAACUCAUUGGUGCAAGCGAAGAUGUAUCGUCUGCCUAUCCCUGAGAUCCAGGUGGAUGCACAGGAUUGGCUGGCAGCGUUGCAGCGCGCACAGGUGCCUUGUGCCCUCCGAACCGCAGCAGCCAGCUUCGGCAAAUUAGGUCUGGCCACCGUGCCUCGGUAUCUGUUACCAAUCCUGGCCCCUGCUUUGGUUCGGCUGGUCCGAUCACUGGCUGAGACUGCAGGGGUUGGGGACGUUAUGCGAGAUGGGAUGAACGGUUGGGAUGGGUGGAAGGUGGCCACCUCCGAGGUCCCUCUCUCCGCCCUUCCGCCUCGAGUGCAGCGAUUCUUCCUGCCCCCCUCCUCCUCUCCGCCCUCCCUCCAUCCCUCCACCUGCCGCAUCUCGCAUCCAUCCGGGUUUCCCACUCCCUUUACUGGCUGUGAGGGCAAUGUUGACGGUCAAGAGCAGGGUGGAGAAGGACAGGAGCAGGGCGAAGGGGAGGGAGAUAAGGAGGGGGGCGAGGAGGGAGGUGUGGCAGGGGAGAGGCACGUGCGGGACGUGAGUGGGAGUGGACGAAUUGUGUUAAGUCUCCACUCUCUCCCCUCCUGCUGCUUGCAGCAAUCUCUAAGGGUAGAUGGGCUUGGCUGCACGGGAGGGCGUAGAGGGAAGAGGAAUGACGGAGAGGAGGAAGAUGGGGAAGGAAAGCGGAAUGGAGAUGGGGGGCCUGUUCAGUGUGUGAGGGAGGGAGGAGUUGAGGGCGAGGGGGCUGGGGAAGAGGAGAAGGAAGAAGGAGAGGAAGUUCAGUGUGGGGAGGAGGCAUGGCAGGAGAAGGGCGAUGUGGCAGGCAAAUCAGGCGACGAGCUCUCACUGGCUGGGCGGUGGAGGGCGUCAGUGGGCAUGGCUGCACGGCAACUAGCAUGGGAGAUGGAGGCAGUAGGGCGCAUCUUCAACCCAGAUGGGCAGCGGCAGCCGCAGCAGCAGCAGGAGCAGCAGGAGAAGCCGCAGCAGGAGCAGCAGCAGGAAGCUCAACGAGGGAACCAUCAGCAGCAGCAGCAGCAGGAAGCACCAACUGUGUGGCGGACCGAGCAGGAGCGGCGGCUGCUGGGAGGGCUGGCCUGGUGCGGGCUGUAUCUGCUGCGCCACCCUUCCCUCAAGCCCCUCCGGCGCCUCACAUCCUCCCUGCCACGUGCCCCCCGGUUCCUCUUUCUCACAGCCGCCCAAGGGAAGGGGAGGAGGAGGUUGGAGAGGGAGCAGCGGAGAGAGGAGAGGGAGAGGAGGUCCGGGGAGUGGGAGAGGAGGAGGGGGAGGGUGAGGCGGCGACGAGAGAGCGAGGGAGGGAUGGGGGGUCCAAGGACGAGGGAGGAGAGUUGGAUGCGUGGUGCAGGAAAGAGUGGCUCUCAUCUGGCAAGUGGUGGCCGUCGCCUCUCGUUCCGGGACAGAAGAAGCACAGGAGUAGGAGUAGGAGCAGGAGGGGGAAGAGGAGGAAGGGGAGGGAGGGGAGGAAAGGGAGGUGGUGGCGAUGAGGGGGGGGGAGGGAGGGCGGGCAGGAGGGAGCAGCGGGGGCUGGCAGCAGUGGCUCUGAGGCUUGUUCACGGGUUGGUGCGGCACCCACUGGAGAUGCUGCACCAGGUCCGGGGCGUCUGUGACUCGGCUCGAAGGGCCGUGAGGCGAGAGGCUGAGAGGGUGGCAGGGUGGGCGAUGGGCUCUCACUCAUGGCCGCCCUCUCACUCUCACUCUCACUCUCUCAGAAGCUCACGCGGGCACCUUGUGCCGCCGCCUAGUGCCGACUUACCGUUUUCCCGCAGCACAGGAGGGAGCAUUGCGCCAUCUGCAGAGCAUGUGUGGGCGGUGCAGCGGGUGUGCAGCGUGGAGCGGCACGUCAGUGCGCUGGAAGACACGGUGGCAUCGUGGGUGCACCUCAUGGCUCCCCUGCACGCCGCUGCUGCUGCCUCCACUGCCCACCUGCCGCCCCUCCCCCCGCCCCAUCAGCCACCCCCUCAGCCGUCCCCACACCAGUCCAAAGCCCGCCGGCCCUUGUGCCCUAACCAGCAUCGACAGCAGCAGCCGAAGCAGUCUACUCCAUCCUCUACCCGACCCGCCUUCCCUCCUACAGCUCCUCCCUCUGCUGUGCCGCCCAGUCGUGUUUCUACCGCCCCUUCCCCCUUCUUCAUCUUCCCCUCCCCCUCGGAACCCGACCUCAACCCCGGCAACUCACCCCCUUCGCCCGUCUCUCCCUCCGCCCUCUCCAGCCCGGCGCUGCUGCUGCCGCCCGUGUCAACGCCUGGCAACUAUCCCAUCAUCCUCGCUCUCCCUGCCCCUUCCCCUCUGCCGCUCACCCCCUCUCCUGCUGCCCUCUCCCCCCGAGCCUUCUCCACGCUCCUAGGGGGGGCUCACCUCCCUGCUCCCACAGCCCCACCUUCAUUCUCCAGCUCUCCUCCUCUGCCCGCUGCUGCUGCGCCUGCUCCAGCUGCGCCUGCUCCAGCUGCUGCUGCUCCAGCUGCGCCUGCUCCAGCUGCUGCUUCUCCAGCUGCUCCUGCUGGCGUUCCGCCGUCUGCUUCCCCUGCAGUGACGGGCCUUGACGUGCUGAGGCGAGCUGGGAAUGUGCGGCAGGGGGAAAAAGGGGGUGAGGGAGGAACUCCUGGGCGUGGAGAGAGUGGGAGAGAGGAGAGGAGGGGGAGUGAGGAGGCAGAUGAUGUGGUGCCGGUGACUGAAGGUGCAGUUGGAAGCCAUGGGACUGGGUUGAGGCGAGGAGUGAGUGCAGGAGGGGAGGCAGGAGGGGAGGCAGGAGGGGAGGCAGGAGGGGAGGCAGGAGGGGAGGCAGGAGAGGUGGCAGGAGAGGGCAGUGAAGGAGGGGGAAGAGUGGGUGGUUUGGGAGAGCUUGGUAAGCCAGCAGUGACACUUGAGUCAAUGCAGCAGUCAGCUGUGAGUUGUGCAGCAGCAGUUGGCCACGUGGCAAUGCUGGCUGCUGCUAGAGGGGGAGGGGGCAUGGCGGUGGGAUUGGCAGGAGAGGGCAGGGAGGCAGGAGAGGGCAGGGAGGCAGGAGAGGGGAGGGAGGCAGGAGAGGGGAGGGAGGCAGGAGAGGGGAGGGAGGCAGGAGAGGGGAGGGAGGCAGGAGAGGGGAGGGGGGCAGGAGAGGGGAGGGAGGCAGGAGAGGGCAGGGAGGUGGGAGAGGGCAGGGAGGUAGGAGUGGGCAGGGAGGCAGGAGAGGGCAGGGAGGCAGGAGAGGGCAGGGAGGCAGGAGUGGGCAGGGAGGCAGGAGUGGGCAGGGAGGCAGGAGUGGGCAGGGAGGCAGGAGUGGGCAGGGAGGCAGGAGUGGGGAGGGAGGCAGGAGAGGGCAGGGAGGCAGGAGAGGGCAGGGAGGCAGGAGUGGGCAGGGAGGCAGGAGUGGGCAGGGAGGCAGGAGUGGGGAGGGAGGCAGGAGAGGGCAGGGAGGCAGGAGUGGGGAGGGAGGCAGGAGAGGGCAGGGAGGCAGGAGUGGGGAGGGAGGCAGGAGAGGGCAGGGAGGCAGGAGAGGGCAGGGAGGCAGGAGAGGGCAGGGAGGCAGGAGAGGGCAGGGAGGCAGGAGUGGUAGGGAAGAGGGUGAUGAUGGUGGGAGGCACAGAUGAGAAGAAAGGACGAGGGGAGAACGAGGGGGUAGUGAGCAGUGGUAGUGCUGGUUGUUUUGCUGGCGCUGGUGCUUUCGGUGGUAGUGCCGGUGGUGGUGCUAGUGAGGGCACGGCUGGUGGUGAUGGGAUGCCAGGCGUGGUAGUACUAAGGCGGGAUAGGGAAGGGCAAGGCACGGGGGGUAACCAGGAGGAGGAGAGGGGCGGAGGAGGAGGAGGUGGCAACGAUGGAAGCAGUGGGGGUGUGGGUGCAGGGCGGGGCAGCGAGGAGGCACAGCCACCUGAGAGGAAGGGAGCAGGGGGCACGAGGGAGCAGAAGGAAGGUGCGAGCAGAGGAGGGGCCGUGGGGGCGGAGCGAGAGGCAAGGGGUGAAGGCGAGGGCGAAGGUGCAGCCGUGUGCUGUCGCGGGGAUGGCAGUGAGACUCCCCUUGGCCACCACAGCGGGGCUGGGCUGGGCACUGGGGCUGGGCUGGACGAUGGGGCUGGGCUGGGCGCUCCCACUCACAUACCUGUCGACCGCAAAGCCCUGUCCAAGAGAUCUCCUCCGCGCCGCCCCCUCCGCCCUCCCCCUGCGUGCUUCCAGUUCCUCUGCGCCGCUCUCGAGCACUGCCUCACUCACCUGCUGCUGCUGCAAGCCCUACCACCACUCUCCCACCUGCUCCAGCUGCAGCACCAGCAGCACCAGCAGCAGCAGCACCAGCAGCAGCAGCAGCAGCAGCAGCAGCAGCAGCAGCAGCACAGGCACCAGCACCAACAGCAGCAGCAGCAGCAGCGCCCUCCAUACAAUCACACAUGCACCAGCGCAUGCAGACACCAUCCAGUGCUCCCGCUGUUGUCACCCUGCAUGGCUGCACCAAUUACGUGCAGCCAGCUGGAGCGGUCAGUGGGCCAGCUGGCGUGCAUGGCAAGAGCAGCUGUGGGACGAGAGCAGCGCAGUGAUGCCCUUGCUGCUGCUUAUAGCCAUGGUGGUGCUGCUGCUGCAUGUUCUGCUCCUGGUAGUGCUGGUGGUACUGGUGGUGCUGGUGGUGCUGGUGGUGCUGGUGUUCUUGCGGUCUCCGGUGCUGCCCCAUGUGCCCAUGGUCCUGACGGGCUGUGCUUGGAGCAAGUCGCCUGUGCCAUACAGCAGAGCGUGCUGUCGCUGACUUCAGCACUGCAUGGUAAUGAUGCUGUGCUGAUGUCAGCAGAGCUUGGGCAGUGGGCACACACAAAUGGGUGAAAGCAUGGCUUGGUUACCACACAUGGAUGGAUUCAGAGCUGACCACGCCUGUCUGUGACCCUCCUGGCUCUGCUCUAUUUGUGCUUUACCUGCAAACAAUUGUAUUGUCCUAUUUCGCACUCUGUCCUCUGUGCAUAUCAACACGCCUGUGCAUUUAUAAUCGAUCAUUUUGUGCAUAGCUGAUAGUUUAUG